Molecule: messenger RNA, 1090 nt
Organism: Nothoprocta perdicaria
Lineage: Eukaryota; Metazoa; Chordata; Aves; Tinamiformes; Tinamidae
Gene: FFAR4
Product: free fatty acid receptor 4
Exons: 3
Coding region: 1-1059 (352 amino acids)
Biological process (GO): G protein-coupled receptor signaling pathway
Cellular component (GO): plasma membrane
Molecular function (GO): G protein-coupled receptor activity
Source: RefSeq, a predicted model, not a curated record
AUGCCCGAUGCUGGGGUCAACAGGACUUACUUCCCCUUCUUCUCGGACGUGGAGGGCCACCACAGCACCGGGCUGCGUGCUGUCGAGUCGGCCGUGCUGGCCUGCAUCUUCCUGACGGCUCUGGCAGGCAACGUGUGGGGCAUCUGCCUGCUGGCGCGGCGGCGGCACCGGCUCUGCGCCGCCAACUGCCUGGUGCUCAACCUCUUCUGUGCCGACCUGCUCUUCAUCAGCGCCAUGCCCAUCAUCAGCGUGGUACGCUGGACCGGUGGCUGGGUGCUGGGCCCCGCUGUCUGCCACCUGCUCUUCUACAUGGUCAGCCUGAGUGGCACCGUCGUUAUCCUCUCGCUGGGCGCCGUCAGCCUGGAGCGCGUGGUCAGCAUCGCACGGCUGCAGCACCGCACCGUGUGCCGCCGCCGGGCCCUCGCCGCCACUCUCCUCCUCAUCUGGGGCUUCUCCGCCCUCGCCACCCUCCCGCUCUGCCUCUUCUUCACCGUGGUGCCGCUGGCCACCGACGACAGCAAGAAUGUCCAGAUUUGCACUUUGCUUUGGCCCAGCAUUGAAGGAGAAAUAGUUUGGGAUGUGGCCUUCGCCAUUGUUGUCUUUUUAAUACCAGGAUUAAUCGUUGUCAUCAGUUACUCAAAAAUUCUACAGAUUACAAAAGCAUCAAGAAGGAGUUUAAAUGCUGGCUUAGCCUACUCAGAAAAUCAUCGCAUUCGUGUUUCCCAACAAGAUUACAAACUAUUUCGAGCCCUGUUUGUAUUGAUGAUCUCCUUCUUCAUCAUGUGGAGCCCAAUUAUAAUCACUAUUUUUUUAAUUUUAGUCCAGAACUUCAAACAAGAUUUGCAUAUUUUGCCAUCAGUGUUUUUCUGGAUCAUGGUAUUCACUUUUGCCAACUCUGCUGUCAAUCCAAUUUUGUAUAAUGUUACCCAUUUUAGACGCAAAUGUCAGGAAAUACUUCUCUGCUGUAUAAGGAGCCCUAUAAGAAAUGGAGCUGGCACAGAAACCACUGUAAGAAGAAAUAACUGUGAACAACCUAAUUUAUCUUUCAUUUACAGAUAAUUAAAGUCUGAGCCAUGCCACUCUUCAGAUG